Messenger RNA from Caenorhabditis remanei, 900 nucleotides. RefSeq lists its product as uncharacterized. The record is from RefSeq and is a predicted model, not a curated record. The coding region runs from base 1 to 900 and encodes 299 amino acids. The transcript is spliced from 5 exons. Lineage: Eukaryota; Metazoa; Nematoda; Chromadorea; Rhabditida; Rhabditidae.
AUGGAUAAUGCUCCAAUCAAUGAUGCUCAAUUAAUUGAUGAGCUAAUUGCUAAUACUCCAAUGAGGGAUACUUCAUCAACUAAUGUACAUUUGGCUCAGAACUUGGAUACGAUGGCACCUACAUUUGAGAGGGAUCGUGACUUCGGUGCAAUCAACGCGGUACAAACACUGCAAAACAACGAUGUUGUAGUUGCUGAACGAUCGGGAUCGAAGCUGCUAGCUACACGUUCUGUCCCUGUCACCCCUUCGAUUCCUCGUCAGAACCGUAAAAGGAGGGCGGAGACGGAUGAUGGUUUGUGUCCACUGGCGCCCGGAAGUGUCAACAGCACAGAUGUUUUCAUCAAUUCAAUACCGACAUACACAUUCAGUUACAUCAAUGUCUCCCUGGCCGAUCCGCAAGAAGUAUCCAUUCUUGAAACAGAAACGAAAAAACACAACGUGACAGUAUCAAAUGUCAUGACCGAGAAAAUGCCCGUCGGCCAAAAUCGCUACAUUCAACAUUUUGAAGUGCAGAAUAGAAGUGAGAAACAAAGGAUAAGCAAAGAAUGCAACAAGUUAGAGUGGAAGCAAAAGUGGGCAUUGUCAGAAAUUAUCAAAGAUACUGCAACACCAUUCUUCGCCCACCACAUCACUUUGGAUCUCCCACUUCGUUUCAUAAUGUACACUACCAAGUGUCCCACGAAUGAGAGCUACAACAAAGUAUUAGGCAAUUCCCAAUGCACAAAUCAUGUCAAAUCGUGCUUGGCCGACGAAAGUUUCAUUAAUAAAAGCGAAAUGGAUCUCAACGAAAAAGGGAAGAAGGAUUUUCACGACAUUAUCAGAACCACGAUCGAUCAUUUUGCCAGAGACGCCGCGACAGCUGUUCGAUUGGCGAACAGAUUGCUGCGAUCCACGCGAUGA